CAGCAGGUGGAGGCAGGACCGGCCUCGGCAGCGCGGGCUGGUCCUGCCGGGCGCCCGGGCUCGGCCGGAGCCCCCCCAGCGCUGGGCACAAAACCGGGCAGCCGAGGCCAGAGGGCUCCUCCUGGGCACUCUCCGGACCCUGCCAGCUUGCCCCGGAGCUUUGGCAUUUGGGGACCACCUUUUAGACCGCUCCUCUUCCCGCCUCGAUUUGGGGGGUGCAGGGUGCGGAUCUUCAUCCCUAAUUGGGGAAAACCCCGCAUCUCCCUGCUGGAAUUUCUUUCUUUUUCUUUUUUUCUUUGUCGGGGGCGGAGGGGGGGCUUUUUUUUUCUCGCUGAAUCCACCUCUCCAGGUGUGAGAGGGGGGUCUCGGCCCCGAGGAAAGAAGAGUCUGGCGAGGCUCCUUGCUUUCCCUGCAUUAGAAGUCGGGGCACCUGUGUUUCUUGUGGAUGUGUGGAUUUUUUUUUCUUUCUUUUCCUUUGGCCGGAGGGAGGGAAGGUGUGCUGGGGCUGUGGACACCAUGGCCUUCACUUUCGCUGCUUUUUGCUACAUGCUGUCCCUGGUCCUGUGCGCUGCGCUCAUCUUCUUCGCCAUCUGGCACAUAAUUGCCUUUGAUGAGUUGAGAACAGAUUUCAAGAGCCCCAUAGAUCAGUGCAAUCCAGUUCAUGCGCGGGAGCGAUUAAGAAACAUCGAGCGCAUCUGUUUUCUUCUGCGAAAGCUGGUGCUGCCCGAAUAUUCCAUCCACAGCCUUUUCUGUAUCAUGUUCUUGUGUGCUCAGGAGUGGCUGACCUUGGGACUGAAUGUUCCUCUGCUUUUCUAUCACUUCUGGAGGUAUUUCCACUGCCCUGCGGACAGUUCAGAGCUAGCCUAUGAUCCUCCUGUGGUCAUGAAUGCUGACACCUUGAGUUACUGCCAGAAGGAAGCCUGGUGCAAGCUGGCGUUCUAUCUCCUCUCCUUUUUCUACUACCUUUACUGCAUGAUCUACACUCUAGUGAGUUCUUAACUGCAAGAUCUCAUCAUCAGAGACCGGGACCAUGAAAAGGAUGGAAGAUGAGGAAGCGUCGCCCACGCUCAGGCUUGGUUGAAAGGACCAGGAGGAGGGGAAUGUUGGAAGCAAGGCAGUCUGUGGCGUGUGUGAGUGUGAGACCCAGCAGGAAGAAUGACUUCAUUCAAAACUGAAAUAAUGCAGCUAGUGGGCUGAGUAAACUGUGAUCGUCUGUUGUUGCUCUGUGUAUUGCAGUCUUUGGCAUUCAAAAUCCCACACACGAGUUGUAUAUCACUUCGGAGAAUUGGGGGCGGGAGGGGUGGGUGAUGCAGAAACCUCUCAUGGGUAAGAAUUGCUGCUUUCCUGAAACCACUUCAUAAAACAGCUCCCCGCAAUUUCAUGCUGAGUUCCUGGUAACCGUUCAGUUGGACUGUGGGGCAGCGGGAUGGAGCAGGGGUAGGGGAAAGGAGCAGGGCCGGAAUCAUGCCAUGAAAAGGAUGCUAAUUCUUAGGUGCUGGGGCCUGGAAUGCAGAGCAAGAUGAGUAUACUGGGUUUUAACUGGUAAAGAUCCGGGAACUCCAGCUGCAGAAGAAACUUUUCCUGACCCUUCAGAAGAACUGCCUCAUUCUUUUCCACCAAGGAGAAGGAGGCUAGAAGCAAACUUGUGGGAUACCUUUCCCUCAGAUGGUUCAAUUUUCCACCUGAGGUUUGUGAGAUUCCAAUUUAGAAGUAAUUCACUGAGGUCAAAAUACCACUCGUAUUUAAUAUGAACUCAGGUGGAAGGAUAUCCUUCCUGGAAAGAACAGUGCAGACUGGAAUACUUCAACUUUGUGAAAUAUCUCCAGUGGGUGAAACUUCAGUGACUGCUAGUUUGAUCUAUUAACUUUUAAAUGGUGUAUCACGAAUGAAAGCCCAUUAUUUAUGCCACCUAUUUAAGAGUCUGGAUGGUUGGAAUGAAGCCUCCUACCCUGAACAGUGGUGCAUUAGCUCUUCAUGUACCUCGAAGGAUGGCAGUCUGAUUUUAGUGUGUAAAUUUUUGUAAUGUUGCUUCAUUUGUAAUGUUCCAAUUUAACCUAAAGAUAAUAGGCUCUUUAUUAAAUUUCCACAUAAUAACUAUUAAAAACCCAGUUAAUAAUGGAUGGCUCUGGUGGCAGAUGACUGAAGAAUGGAGGAAGUUUUGGGUUUGUUUUUUUAAGAUUGGGAGCAAAAAUGAUCUCCAUCCCCAAAUUUCUAUGUUUCAACCCCUCAUUUAAACCUGGCCUCUAAGAUGGUGUGUGUGAGGAGGAUGUUUAUGGAACAUAUUGUGUGCUUUCAUUAAAAAAAUAGCAAUUCUAGAA
Molecule: messenger RNA, 2318 nt
Organism: Ornithorhynchus anatinus (platypus)
Lineage: Eukaryota; Metazoa; Chordata; Mammalia; Monotremata; Ornithorhynchidae
Gene: CNIH3
Product: cornichon family AMPA receptor auxiliary protein 3
Exons: 6
Coding region: 517-999 (160 amino acids)
Biological process (GO): regulation of AMPA receptor activity; vesicle-mediated transport
Cellular component (GO): dendrite; synapse
Source: RefSeq, a predicted model, not a curated record